AUGGCCUCGUCGCUCGACCUCGACCAGGUGCUCUACGCACGCGCAGGAUGGCGCAAGGCCAUCUUGAUCCCGCUAUGGAUCUUCCAGGUCACAGUGUUACUGGGCCUGAUGGGCAUCUUUGCGUACCGUCUGGCCGAGACAUUUGAGCAUUAUGAGGAACACGACAAGUUGGGCGAGAUGCCCAUCGUCGAGGUUGUCUGGGAAGCCACCAACGUCGGUUUCAACCUCAUCGCACUGCUCCUCAACAUCCUCGAAAUCGCUCGCAAGGCCACCGAGCGGCUGACGCCUUUCACCAUGGUCUGCACCCACGUCAUCAAGCUCACCCUAGCUUUCGCCGUGCUCGCCCUCGACAUCGUCGCCUACCUACAACGCAUCGACGGGCACUACUCGACCAUCGGCCUCUCGCUCGACUGCGGUCUACUGUACUUACCCCUUCCCCCCUCAACCACGCCACCUUACACGCAUCCUAACUAA
Chaetomium globosum CBS 148.51 is the source of this 474-nucleotide messenger RNA. RefSeq lists its product as uncharacterized. The coding region runs from base 1 to 474 and encodes 157 amino acids. The transcript is spliced from 2 exons. Lineage: Eukaryota; Fungi; Ascomycota; Sordariomycetes; Sordariales; Chaetomiaceae. The record is from RefSeq and is a predicted model, not a curated record.